AUGACGACUUCCAAUAUUCUGUCACUUCCCUUCCGGAAGUCGGCUCAAAUAUCACUCGCUUCCUCGAUUCGCAAAUACAUCUCCAAGAAAUAUGAUCAGCACCCGGACAUGUUCCGCCAUGACCUCGAUACUAUCGACUCUCUUCGCCGGGCCGCUCUCAACUCGAUCGAUGCCCACCCCAGUGGCAUUAAAACGCUACAAACAUACGCGGGGCAGUUGGUGUGGAUGAGCGGGAAAUUUCCAAUAGACAUUGGCGUCGACUUCACCUGGUAUCCCGCCCUCGGUUACAAUACCGAACACCCCCUCGUCGCGAACAACCUCAAGUACGAACUGAUGAAUAUCCUGUAUAACCUCGCUGCCUUGUACUCCCAACUAGCCAUGUCGUCAAACCGGGGGAAUACCGACGGAUUAAAGACUGCAGCGAACUACUUCUCCCAAGCAGCGGGGGUCCUCAAGCAUAUGAAGACCGUAGUGUUACCCGAGCUGCGCAUGACAAACCCGCCAGAUGAUAUGGAUGAGGCGACACUCGAAUCGUUGGUACAACUAUUCUUAGCCGAAAGCCAAGAGUGUUUCUGGCAAAAGGCUGUCAUGGACGGGUAUAAGGACGCAUCGAUCGCCAAGUUGGCCGCCCGGGUGUCCGAUCUCUACAAUCUGGCCGGGGACGCUGCGAUGCAAAGCGAGGCUAUCAGCUCUGCCUGGAUCCACCACAUGAGUGCGAAACAUCACCAUUUCGCCGCCGCUGCCCAAUACCGUGCUGCCUGCGAUUGCCUCGAGAAGAGAAAGUACGGCGAGGAGGUCGCGCGCCUAAUUGACGCCGUUGCAUGCGUCACCGAAGGCCUAAAAGAAUGCAGAGGAGGGUACAUCAAUAAGGCCGUUGUAGAGGACCUUCAGGGUCUCAAAAAGCGAGUAGAAAGUAAUCUCGCCCGGGCCGAAAGGGACAACAAUGUCAUCUAUCUUCAGGUCGUCCCACCGAAGCCCGAGCUCAAGAUUCUCGAGCGCGCUAAUAUGGCAGUCGCUCGCACGCCCCCGCAAAUCGCCAACCCACACGAGUACCUGGGAGACCAAGCCGAGUUUGGCCCCGCACUCUUCACCAAGCUAGUUCCUUUCUCUGUUCACUUGGCUGUCUCCAUUUACGAAGAACGGCGGGACCGUCUAGUCAACAACAACAUUGUUACCGAGCUCGAAGCUAUGACUGACAAGCUUCACGGAAUUAUUUCCAGUCUGAAUCUCCCAGGUUCACUCCAGGCACUCGAGAAACCCAUGGGUCUUCCCGGCACACUUGUGCAGCAUGCCGAAGAGAUUCGACAAGCCGAUGCACUCAACCGUCUUCAACGCGGGUUAUCAGAUAUCGAAAAGCUUUGCGCCAGCGACAAGACGAUCUUUGACGAAGGCAAAGCGCUGUUGGCCGCUGAGGAAGAGGAGGACAACAAGUUCCGUUUGAUGCACGGGACGCAGCGUUGGUCUCGUCCUGCGUCUCGCGCUGAUCAGGCCCACGAUGGAGGAGCCAAGUUGUGGAAUCAAGCAUCCGAGAUUGAGGGAUACUUUACUUCCAGCACGUCCAGCGAUGAGGUUGUGCGUGAAAAGUUCGCCGCCGUCAAAGGCACCCUGGCCAUUCUCGCCGGUUCGGAUCGUGGAAUGCUGGAUUACAUCCCAAACAGCCGCAAAACCGAGAUUCCCGAUACUCUCAAACCAGCCAUAGGGAAGCUGAGAGGAGUUUACAACGAUGUCUUGCGCCUCGAAUCACGGAGGAGAAAACGGGUGGAAGCCCUACGAGACCGGAGCCGUGCGGACGAUAUCAAGGGAGACAUUCUCGCCGAAGCAGCCCGCUUAGAACGCAGUUACCCCAACACGCCUAUUGUACCCGCCCAUUUCGAGGAAUUCUUCGAUAAACGCUUGGACAGACUAUACGAGCCCGAGCUGGAGGUGGUCGAGAAGGAACUUGCGGACCAGGAGAAACUUGUGGCAGACCUACAGCGGGCCAACCGCGAGUUUGAGUCGCAGAAGAAGACCGCCGGUGAAAAAGGGAGCCGUGAUCGGGAGAAAGCGCUGCAGCGAUUGGACGAUGCGUACUACAAGUACAAAGAUAUCGUCAACAACGUCGAGGUGGGGAGGAAAUUCUACAACGAUCUUAGUCGAAUUGUGGAGAGUUUCCGAAACCAAUGCCGUGCCUUCACCAACGAAAGGCGAAAAGAGGCGGCUGCUUUAGAAGACGAUAUUUCGAUGCCUCCACUCUCCUCCUUGUCGCUCAACCAACCGCAUCCGCCGCCCCAUGCCCAAUCCUAUCCUACCCCUGAUCCUACGUCUUAUCGCACGAUAUCACACCAACUACCCCAACAACAGUACCAACAACCGCGACAACCCGUACGUGGGCCGCCGCCCGCCGAGGCACGGAUCCAAAGUUGGGCCGACAACGUCCAACAACAACAACCGCGGCCACUAGCCCCUGUAGGUUCGGCUGCAGCGAUGCAGGGGGCGUGGAAUCCAGAUAUGGGGAUAAGGUUCGCAGGUCCACCGUCCGCGGCUGCGGCAUCGGGAAGUCCUGCAGGUGGUCAGCAGGAUGGGACGGCAGGUUUGGGGAGGGGCGGUAAACCUCCGGGGCCGGGGACGUGGGAGCCAACGACGGGGAUACGAUUCGGAUAG
Dichotomopilus funicola is the source of this 2640-nucleotide messenger RNA. RefSeq names its product BRO1-like domain-containing protein. Gene Ontology annotation, molecular function: protein binding. Gene Ontology annotation, biological process: multivesicular body sorting pathway. The transcript has 5 exons. NCBI's taxonomy places the organism in Eukaryota, Fungi, Ascomycota, Sordariomycetes, Sordariales, Chaetomiaceae. The record is from RefSeq and is a predicted model, not a curated record. Gene Ontology annotation, cellular component: endosome. Bases 1 to 2640 code for a protein of 879 amino acids.